GUUUGGGCCAAUCACGGCAGCGCAUUGGCGGGCCCCUGGGGUUUCAGUGCAAGGCCGCGCAACCAGGGGGUGAAGGAAAAGGAGAACCCGGGCGGGUCCUGCCUGAUAAGAAGUUAAGAACGGGCACCCUUGAGGCUCGAGGCUCGGGGGCUUUGACCUGUGAGCAAACUUCCCAGUCUUCUUCGCAUCACUUAUCGCCAUGUCGCAAUGUCGCCAUGUCGCCCCUCAACGCACGAUGUUUCUUCGACUCGGCCACGAUGUGGAUGCGACGACGCGAAGAAAGAAAGAAAGAAACCAAGAAACCGCUGGCGUAAACCUCUAGAUUCCACGGCCGGAGCUGCGCUCAUUCAUCAUCCAUCGCAGAUGUGGCGUCGCCACAGUGGCACAGCCCACCAAACACACCACCAAAAAAAAAGAGUCCGACCGACCGACAAAAGCCGGCACGAGAAGGGCUCCCCGAAAACGACCGUCGAAGACACCAGGCUGCCAGGUCCUUUGUCUCUCGAUCCCGUUCAUCCCUUAUUAGGGACUUCGGACCUCUGUCUCCCAAGGCUUGCGAUACACCUCUGCGACAGUUCGACACCGAGCGCAUUCAGGAGAAGGCUGAGGCGAUAUGUGAUGCUGCAUACAACGUAUUGCUCCGCAGCGUAUGGUAAUGCAUAGAUGAACAGUGAGUCACCACAGUGCUGCCCAAUUGCGGGCGGCGUGCGAGACAGGGGUGUGCCAUCCCAGCCGCGACAUAUUCUUGUGCGAGAAUUAUGUGAGGGGCCGAAAGGGCUGCCUGGAAGCCACA
Hyaloscypha bicolor E is the source of this 793-nucleotide messenger RNA. RefSeq lists its product as uncharacterized. The record is from RefSeq and is a predicted model, not a curated record. The coding region runs from base 208 to 663 and encodes 151 amino acids. Lineage: Eukaryota; Fungi; Ascomycota; Leotiomycetes; Helotiales; Hyaloscyphaceae. The transcript has a single exon.